UGAUGAUGAUGCUCGUGACGCCACAGCCCCAAGCGUUUCAAGGCGGAGAGGAUCCGGUGCGUGGAGAGAAUCCGGGACGAGGAUCCAGUGCGCACUUCAGAAAGGGGAAACACUGGCAUGAAGAUGAAGAUGGCACGGGUCUGUAGCGCAGCGUGCGGCGUCUCCGCGCUCAUUCCUCUGCUGCUCGUGGCGACCGCGGCGGCAGCAUCCGAUCUGUUCGACAACCAACUGGGAGACAUCAGCUACUGCAAAAACCAGUGUCAGGUCACCAUCAGAAACAAAAAAGCGGCCAAAGACUCCAUAAUGAAUGCAUGCUACCGUGGCUGCCGGCUCUAUUCAAUUUGCCAGUUUGUGAAUGGGAACACAGGCUUCAACAACAGCAAGGAGGAAUGCCAGGGAGCUUGCCAGGAAGCAUACAGUAAGUUACUGGAGCAGGAGGCCUGCAGCACAGGAUGUAUGAGCCAACCAGCUGAGCCUGAAAUCCAACGGAGGAAGCUUAAGGCCCUGACCAACCGCCCCAAGCCAGUUUCAGUAAUGGACGCUUUGUUUGGUUGGUGUAACGAUAUUGUCAGUUCUGCUCAAAGCUUCAUGUCCUCCACCUGGACUUUCUACCUUCAGGCUGAUGAUGGGAAGGUGGUCGUAUUCCAGAGUGAGCCAGAGAUUGACUAUUAUUUACCUGAGUUGCAAGCCUCACAUGCCAGUGUUGCAAAAAAACUCUGGCCUGAAGGAAAUCCUCAGACACAGAAGCCACAAUCUGGUGAACGACUGAAUGGAGAGAAAAAUGUUCCUAAAUCUGCGAGUAAGGGAAAACACAGCAGUCAGAAUGUUGAGGACACAGUCGCUGAACAUGACUUCCUGGGCUGCAUGUCAAGGCGUUCAGGUCUGCCACGCUGGAUCUUGGCUACAUGUCUCAUGUUAUCAAUCAUGGUGAUGCUGUGGCUGAGCUGUGCCAGUCUGGUAACAGCCCCUGAGCAACAUGUAAAGACUCAGUUGAGCAUCAAUGGUGAUAAGGAGUUCCUGGACUAUGUGCCAAAAGUCAAUCCCUACCAUCUGACUUCAGUGAUUGCUGUAGCAGUCGGUCAUCACGACGAAGGAAAAGACCCAGGGCCUCUGCCAGUCAAAGUUGACCUGAACAAAACCUCACUUUAAAGUCCUUCUGAUGUGUGCAAUAUGUUAGUAUUUCUGUCCCUCAGUUAGAGGUGGAAAUCAUAACAUUUAAUUUUCUAAAUAAAAUGCAUGGUAUAUACAUAUAUAUAUAUAUAUAUUCUUAUAUAUAAGGAACAGGUUACCCAAUAAGGCCAUUCAGUAAUAUCGAUUUAGAUGUUUAUUGAGUUCCAUAGACAGUGCUGCUUUUCAAAAUUAUUACGAUCACGAUUAUCCAAGCUUUGAUUGUAGCACUUGUGAUUUGGGAUGCUGAUGUAUUCUUUAAAACAGAAUGUCUUUAACACAGCCAAAGUACUCCUGGUGCAGUACAGUGGGCAAAAGACAAACAGCAUUAUUUUCAAUUCGGUUAGUUAUCUUUGUCUAGAAAGGAGGUUUUUGACAUUUGAUUUUCACCACUGUGGACUGGAAAAAGGCCCUACUCAUGGAAAACUCGUGAGCAUAAUCAUGUGUACAUACAUGUAGUUAUUUAUUUAUCUUUAUCUAUCACUAUUGUAUAUCACUUAUGCUGAUAGAUUUCGUGAUGAAGUAGUUGUUACAGAAUAAAGAAGUAGUUACUUUUAAUAAGGAUUAUGAGUGAUGCCUAGGUAAAGUAAGAAUGUUGCUUUCUGUUUUGUUCUUAAGAUUGUGGGAUGAGAGGAACCUCCUACGUCUGCUUAGUGCUAGGUUUUGACAAAUAGUUCAUUUGUUACCAGCCACAGAGCCGACUGGCGUAAUGGCUCUUCUAGUGUUCAUUGUGUUUCUAAGCUGUUUUACCCAUGUGAUCCUAAUCGCAGUGCAUGCUAGUACGUUUUAAGGCUUAGCCAUUAUCAGCCUAUCCACUUAUGGCAAUAGACUAUUAAAUGCUUUUAAUAUUUGUGUUUAUAACUUAAUGUUGAACACCAAUGCAGUUGUACAAUACACAUGAGAUAAGAAAGAAGGAAAAAUAAAGAAACAUCUUAAAAUAUGA
Molecule: messenger RNA, 2110 nt
Organism: Silurus meridionalis
Lineage: Eukaryota; Metazoa; Chordata; Actinopteri; Siluriformes; Siluridae
Gene: tmem59l
Product: transmembrane protein 59-like
Exons: 8
Coding region: 118-1149 (343 amino acids)
Source: RefSeq, a predicted model, not a curated record